AAACCCUUUUACAUAUUUCUCAUCCCAUUCAAUUCACAUAUCAUUCUAUUUUUUUAUUUCGAUUGAAGUUCUUGAUGUAUUAUUUUCAUUAUGUUUUCAGAAUUAGUUAUGGAAACAGAAAUGGAAGUUGCAAUAAAAAGGAACUCCUGAAAAUGCCCUCAGUUAUGCUAUUUACAAUUUUGGAUCUGCUUUCCUCAUAUUUGUUUUCAUGCUGCUAUUUGUAGUUUAAUAGGUGGCGGUAUAAAUCUGGGUUGUGAACAUUGAUUACCAUUUAAAAAAUGGUAAUAAUGAUCACUCCAUGUAAAUAAACUGUGACUGAUUGGCUCAUUUAAUUUGUGUGGGUUGUCUAAUUAAGAUUGUUUGUUUGAUUCAUUUCAUGAAUUUCCAUUUACUAUCAGCUAUCUUUGUAAGAAUGCGACUACGAGAUGGGGUUUCUGUUCUUUUUCAAAGAAAAACUUAGCAUGGGAUACUGAUUUAAGUAAACUACAUGAUUGAAAUAACGAAAUAUGCUACUAAGAUGUUAGAGACAGCUCCAAAGUAGCUUACAUGAACAAGAAGACUAUGCAUAAAGUCAUUAAUGUAAAUUGGAACCAUAAAAAUUGAUACUAGGAUCAUUUAAUCAUAUCUGUUGCGUUGGGUAAUUCAUUAUUCUAACCAGAAUCAAUAAUACCACCAAGCUGGUGGUUGAAUCUAUUUGUUAUUUAGUGGUUGCAUAUGUAUUACACUUGGGAUACUAAUCCUGCAUCACUUAGAAUCUGUGGUUUUGAUUGCUUAUACAUGUUACCUUGCUUUUAAAGACCAAUGGGUUCUAUAUCAACAAGAUUCUUGGUUUUGUCUGAGAUUAAGUUAGCUCUGUACAGUUUGGUUUCUGCUUAACUUGUCUUUGUAUCUGAAUAAUCUGCUCUAUAAUGGAUUAUGGACUUACAUUGAACCAAUACAAUGAUUUUGUGUACUGCGGUUCUGAUUUUUUUAUAUCAUUAAUACUUUUUUCUAUUGGUGCGAGAUUCCCUAACCUUGUUGUAGCUGCUCUUACAGUGCUUGGUUCCAGCAGGUUCCCGAGUUCCCGACUAACAAAAUUUAAAAGCCACACAAGCUAAAUGAAGGCCAAAAAAGAGGAAGAGUUGCUAGAAUGCCCAAUUUGCUGGGAAUCAUUUAACCUUGUGGAGAACACACCCUACAUUCUAUGGCGCGGACACACAUUGUGCAAAACUUGCAUCUUGUCCCUACAGUGGGCGGCUGUCAGAUUCCCGUCCUUCCCGAUUCAACUUCCACUCUUUGUAUCAUGUCCAUGGUGCCAACUACUUUCCUUCAGAGUUAUUUGGAAAAGUAAUAAUGUAAAACAAAAGGAUACACUAAAAAUGGUAAGCUUCGAUUUCCUAGGAAGAAUUUCUUUCUACUCUGGUUGGUGGAAAGUGCAAAUGGCAAUCAGAUUAGAUUUUGCCCGUCUUCGUGCACUGAUGAGAAAGCUUCUCAGUCAUCAUCAAGUAGCACAUCAGUUCGUCAAAGUGGAUCUUACCCUUCAUCAAUCGAAAGCCUACACGAACCUCCUAGUUCCUCCCGAACAAGAGAAGGGUCAAGUAGUUUUAUACGCAGCUGGCGAGUUUGUACGUCAUUGCGUAAGUCAGUGGCUUUGUUGCUGCACAUCACAGCCAAGUUCCCUGUGGUAGCAAUAUUCAUGCUAAUUGUUUUAUAUAUAAUACCUGCAAGUGCUGCUAUAUUGGUUGGUUGGUUACUAAUUACCUUUUUGUUUGCAUUGCCGUCAUUCUUGGUACUGUAUUUCUCAUACCCAAUUCUAAACUGGUUAGUUAGGGAGAUUAUUGCUUGAUGACAUUUGUUUGUCAAUAAAUCUCACUUAGCUCUAUGGGAGAUUAUCUUGUGCAAAAUGUACGAAUUAUAGUGUGUUCUUUUUGUAACUUUAUUGUGCAUUCAUCACUAAUGGAAAUGGAACCGGUUAUUGUCGAGUUGCCCCCUA
Molecule: messenger RNA, 1972 nt
Organism: Papaver somniferum (opium poppy)
Lineage: Eukaryota; Viridiplantae; Streptophyta; Magnoliopsida; Ranunculales; Papaveraceae
Exons: 2
Coding region: 1098-1667 (189 amino acids)
Source: RefSeq, a predicted model, not a curated record